Messenger RNA from Sinocyclocheilus grahami, 488 nucleotides. RefSeq names its product chromosome unknown C1orf35 homolog (gene cunh1orf35). The record is from RefSeq and is a predicted model, not a curated record. NCBI's taxonomy places the organism in Eukaryota, Metazoa, Chordata, Actinopteri, Cypriniformes, Cyprinidae.
AUGGUCCUGAAGAUCAUAUAUUUCUUUGGAAUUCCCUCAUGGGGCCGGUGGCAGAAAGGGAAGGAUGUGUCGUGGUACGCCAAAGAUAAGAAGAGCGGCGCGUCUCUGUCUGAAGAGCAGGAGAUGGCAGCGGUACGAGAGGCGGAGCACGAGGCCAUGUCAGCAGCGCUGGGUCAUAAAACAAUCAAGAGACAACCAACUUGGCCUUACCAAAGAGGUUUGCAUUUCAUCGUGUGCCGGAGGGAAGGGGACGCGGUGGUCCGGGUCUCUGGGCGCCGAAGCUCCAGGGCUGGACGGAGAGGAAUGGUGCAAAAACAAGAAAAAGAAGCAGUAAAGAUGGGCUUGCCAGUUUUGACGGUACAUAGACAUAAAUACUUAGUUUUGAUACUAAUUUGAAUAUGAGAAUGUGUCAUGGUUUCAAUAUCUCAACAAUAUGUGACCCUGGAGCACAAAACCAGUCAUAAGGGUCAAUUUUUGGAAAUUGAGGU